This is a messenger RNA of Phytophthora nicotianae INRA-310, 117 nucleotides long. RefSeq lists its product as hypothetical. The transcript has 2 exons. The record is from RefSeq and is a predicted model, not a curated record. The coding region runs from base 1 to 117 and encodes 38 amino acids. Lineage: Eukaryota; Oomycota; Peronosporomycetes; Peronosporales; Peronosporaceae.
AUGGCCAAGCUAGACAUGAGAGAAGACAUCGCAAAAAUUUUGCUGGGAAUGACUGAACCUGGAAAAAAUCGACAUCAAAAGCCGUUAAAGUGGGAGGAGGUCAACAACAUUGUCUAA